This is a messenger RNA of Tupaia belangeri chinensis (Chinese tree shrew), 4832 nucleotides long. Its product is annotated as protein ITPRID2. Bases 409 to 3720 code for a protein of 1103 amino acids. The transcript is spliced from 18 exons. Gene Ontology annotation, molecular function: signaling receptor binding. The record is from RefSeq and is a predicted model, not a curated record. NCBI's taxonomy places the organism in Eukaryota, Metazoa, Chordata, Mammalia, Scandentia, Tupaiidae.
CAAGGGGCAAGUCGCAGGAGGAAGGCCUGGGCCAAGUGCCGCAGCUCCUGGCAGGCGUCGGAGACGGAGGAUCUGUCCACAGAAGCGACGACGCAGGACGAGGACGAGGACGACGAGGAGGACCUCUCCGGCACGAAGCUGCCGGCGACGGCGGGAAGAGGAAACGUGCCCAACGAGAAGAUCGCGAUAUGGCUCAAGGACUGCCGUACGCCUUUGGGAGCCUCACUGGAUGAGCAAAGCAGUAGUACGCUCAAGGGUGUGCUCACGAGAAAUGGAGGAAGUUUUGAAGAUGAUUUGUCAUUGGGAGCUGAAGCCAACCAUCUCCAUGAAAGUAAUGCUCAAAUUGAAAACUGCAAUAACAUAUUGGCUAAAGAGCGAAGACUACAGUUUCAUCAGAAAGGGAGAAGUAUGAAUUCCACUGGAUCUGGGAAAAGUAGUGGGACAGUCUCAAGUGUUUCAGAAUUGUUGGAGCUUUAUGAGGAGGAUCCUGAAGAAAUUCUUUAUAAUCUUGGAUUUGGACGAGAUGAACCAGAUAUUGCUUCUAAAAUUCCUUCCAGGUUUUUUAAUUCAUCAUCAUUUGCCAGAGGGAUAGAUAUUAAAGUAUUUUUGAGUGCUCAAAUGCAACGGAUGGAAGUGGAGAAUCCAAAUUAUGCUCUAACAAGUCGUUUUCGUCAAAUCGAAGUGCUUACUACUGUGGCCAAUGCAUUUUCUUCUUUAUAUUCUCAAGUCUCUGGGACACCCCUGCAGAGAAUUGGAAGUGUAUCUUCAGUGACCUCUAACAAGGAGACAGAGUCGCCACCACCUUUAACCCGAAGUAACACUGCUAAUCGUUUAAUGAAAACACUAUCUAAACUAAAUUUAUGUGUUGAUAAAACAGAGAAAGGAGAAGGUAGUAGUCCUUCCCCUUCUAUUGAGAAAGGAAAGAUUCUAAAUGUUUCAGUGAUUGAAGAAAGUGGCAGUAAAAUUGAUCAAAAGUCUCAGAAAAUUAUGAAGAAGAAAGACUCCUCUUCUAUGCUGGCUACAGUUAAAGAAGAAGUCUCAGGUAGUUCAACUGUUACAGAGAGUGUUGAUGUUGAUAGACUUUCUGAUGAAGCAAAUAGUAAUUUUAACCAAGAAACUGAAAGUGAACAAAGUAAAAAUACUCAAAGUCAUGAGAGUAAACUGAGCGAGGACUCUGAUGUUAUACAAUCCAAUUUAGGGCAUGAUUUCAACAUACCCAGCCAUAGUGAGCUCGAAGGUAGCAGUGAGCUGAAAACCGUUCCUAUAUUCACACCUGAAAAAGAGUUGUGUGCACCACUGAUAACCCCAUUAAUAAGAAAUGUGAUGACACAGCAGAAGGACUCUUUCGAGAUGGAAGAGAUUCAAAGCACAGAAGGAGAAGCUCCUCUUGUUGCAGCCACCGUUACUCAGACCAGGAUAAAAAGAGAUCACCUGUUGCGUACUGCGAGUCAGCAUUCUGAUAGCAGUGGUUUUGCUGAAGACCCUACGGACUGCCUCUCUCUUAACCAUCUUCAGGUUCAUGAGCCCUUGCAAGCCAUGGGGAGUAGUGCUGAUAGUUGUGACAGUGAGACAACAGUCACAUCAUUUGGUGAAGACCUUGUUACACCAACAGUACAAGACCAGCCUUAUUUCAAUGAAUCAGAGGAGGAGUCUCUCAUGCCACUUCAGAAAGGGAAGGAGAAGGCAGCCCCAGUUGCUGACAAGAGAGAGUCAGACAGCCAAGAUGUCCCUCAGUGUGAGACUGACGAGAGCACAGGAGCUAAGCAGCCCCCCUGCAGUCCAGGGAAUGAUGUUUCUGAAAUCCCUGAGGUGGGAGAAGAUUUGUCCCCUGAACAGACAGCAGAGCUCCAGAGGGAAGCAAGUGCUGAGAGCGAUGUGGAUAAAGGCAGCGAGUGUGAAUUUACUCAGUAUACCACACACCAUAUUCUGAAAUCUCUAGCCUCUAUUGAAGCUACCCCUAGUGACAGGAGCUCUGAAAAUACAACGGGACCCCCCUCUUCUGUGGACAGAGUUAAUACAGCCUUGCAGAGAGCUCAAAUGAAGGUUUGUAGCCUGUCCAGUCAAAGAGCAGGGCGUAGCCUGAUCAAAUCUAAAGAUCUCUUGAAACAAAGGUACUUACUUGCAAAAGCUGGGUAUCCUUUAAGAAGGUCUCAGUCUUUACCAACCACCUUGCUGAGCCCAGUGAGGGUCGUGUCUUCGGUCAACGUUCGGUUAUCUCCUGGAAAAGAGACCAGAUGUAGCCCACCUUCCUUCACCUAUAAGUACACACCCGAAGAGGAACAGGAAUUGGAAAAAGGAGUGGUCGAGCAUGAUGGGCAGUCUUUAGUUAAAUCCACUAUCUUCAUCUCCCCAUCAUCUGUGAGGAAAGAAGAAGCCUCCCAGGGUGAGCUGACCCAGGUGGAGGAGAGCCCUCCUGGAAGGACUCCAGCCUUUUCACAGUUUGUUUCUGCACCGAUCUCUCAGUCCACCUGCUCGCUUCACUCUGUCCACUCCGAGUGGCCGGAAAGACCCCUGUGUGAGCACAUGAGAACUCUAAGCACUCAUAGCGUUCCCAAUAUAUCAGGGGCCACCUGUAGUGCCUUCACAUCCCCUUUCGGGUGUCCUUACUCACCCAGACAUGCUGCCUACCCUUAUCGAGUGUCUGCUGUGAAUCCUCCUUCUGCCAUAGAGAUGCAGCUGCGAAGAGUGUUGCAUGAUAUUAGAAGCUCACUACAGAAUCUUUCACAGUACCCUAUGAUGAGAGGACCCGAAUUUGCUGCUGCUCCGUAUAGUACUCAGAAAUCAUCUAUUCUACCUCUUUAUGAAAAUACUUUUCAGGAGCUCCAAGUAAUGAGGCGGAGCCUGAAUUUGUUUAGAACACAAAUGAUGGACUUAGAAUUGGCUAUGCUGCGUCAGCAAACCAUGGUUUAUCAUCAUAUGACGGAGGAAGAGAGGUUUGAAGUUGAUCAGCUCCAGAGUUUAAGAAAUUCAGUCCGGAUGGAACUUCAGGACCUGGAGCUGCAGCUGGAGGAGCGGCUGCUGGGCCUAGAGGAGCAGCUUCGUGCCAUGCGUGCGCCUUCACCCUUCCGCCCCUCUGCGCUCAUGGGAAUGUGUGGCAGUAGAAGUGCUGAUAACUUGUCAUACCCUUCUCCAUUGAAUGUAAUGGAACCAGUCACUGAACUGAUGCGAGAACAGUCAUACCUGAAGUCUGAAUUGGGCCUGGGACUUGGAGAAAUGGGAUUUGAAAUCCCCCCCGGAGAAAGCUCAGAAUCAGUUUUCUCCCAAGCGACCUCAGAGUCAUCUUCUGUAUGUUCUGGUCCUUCUCACGCUAAUAGAAGAACUGGAGUACCUUCUAGUGACACAGUGGGCAAACCCAAACCCCAGUUAAUGGCAAAUAAAAAAAUAUUCCGAGCGUCGGUGGCCCUUACACCAACUGCUCCUUCUAGAACAGGCUCUGUGCAGACACCCCCCGAUUUGGAAAGUUCUGAGGAGGUUGGAACAGUUGAAGAAUUCUCAGAGGUUGUAGGAUCUAAACCCGAAGUGGAAGAAGGGCCUGGGAAACGCCCAUCGGUGCCAGCUACUGAGGAAAUACAUAAAAAUGUGGAGCAAGAUGAAUUGCAGCAAGUCAUACGAGAGAUUAAAGAGUCUAUUGUCGGAGAAAUCAGACGAGAAAUUGUAAGUGGACUUUUAGCAGCUGUAUCUUCAAGUAAAGCAUCUAAUUCUAAGCAAGAUAGUCAUUAAGUGGAAAUUAUAGGUUGGCAUGGAUCCUGUUAGCUGUGUAAUAUUGAAGUUAUCAAUGAUAUACACUGGUGGAGGUGUUAUUUGUGCUACAGAAGAUACUUGCUGCUGAGCUGGGCUACUGUAUACAGUGUACAAUGUGUAUUUCUUCUAUGCAUAUCUUUAAAAAUACAUGGAAAUUUAGGCACUUUGCUGUUUCUCUUCUAAACUAUCAAAACUGUAGCAGUUGGAAAAGCCUAAUAUUUAUUUGUAUGUCAAUAUUUUCCAUUUGAUUCCUUAUGUAGAAUUAAUUAUAAAACUUGAAGACUUCCAGACUUAACCAACUUAUAAAUAACAUAUUUCUUUAGAUUAGCUUCUUAAAACACUGACCUCUGUGAGGUAUUUACUGUGCAAUAACUGAUUCAUUUUUUGAGAGCUUGAAGCAACCAAUGAUUUUUCCCUCCACUGCUGUUAAUUAGUGUCACUUCCAAGGAGAAAAUUGUUCUGUUGUAAAAAUUCCUCUUAAUUCUUGAGGAGGUUACUAAUAGCAGUAGGAUAGAAUUAUAUGAGGUUAUCUACAACUACUUAAUGUUCUUACACUGAAAGCCUUGUUGCUUUACCUAAGACAAAUAUAAUUUUAUUAUAGCUGAUGUAGUAUUUUCUUUCGGAAAUGUGCCUUAUGUUAAACACUAUAUACAUUUUGCAUUGUCCAGAGUUCUUCAUUAUAAGGAGAUGUUUCUUUCUCUGUCUUUUGGACUAAAUAUUAGUAGGGUAGGUCAGAAUAAUGGAGCCUAGGACUUGAAUGAAUAGGAAUGAAUAAGCUGGGUUUUAUGUUUUUUUUUUUUUCAAAAAUGGAAGUAAUUCAGAUCUGUUGUUACACUCAUGCAGAAGUGGUUUUAAUUCAGUUUGAACCAGUGAAAACUGUGUUUUAUGAAGAAAAAGAAAGAAAGUGCUUUCCUAUUUGGUUUUAUAUGUAUUAAAUAAAUGUGUAAAGUAAAUGUUAUUGGAAUUAUUCUUCUAGAAUUUAUCAUCCUCGACUCCUAUUAUGUUUCUUUGUGUGUGAAAUUUUAAUCAAAAGUGGUUGAGAUGUUAACAGUGUUCUUUGAAAGAAUAUCUAAAAGGUUUAUACAUGUUUG